This is a messenger RNA of Oncorhynchus nerka (sockeye salmon), 1270 nucleotides long. RefSeq names its product G protein-coupled receptor 183b (gene gpr183b). Gene Ontology annotation, molecular function: oxysterol binding; G protein-coupled receptor activity. Lineage: Eukaryota; Metazoa; Chordata; Actinopteri; Salmoniformes; Salmonidae. The record is from RefSeq and is a predicted model, not a curated record. Gene Ontology annotation, biological process: G protein-coupled receptor signaling pathway. Gene Ontology annotation, cellular component: membrane.
AAGUGUGUGUCUGGGUACUGGCUGUGGCAGAAGCUGCACACUUCUGCCUAGUCGGCCGUAGCUGACGCAACAGAGAAAUACAUCUAAUACUUGUUGAGUUUCAUUCUCUGGCUGACCUGACACAUGGCUCUGGAGUCACACAGGGGACCAACGUCCCUCCUGAAACACCACUGACGACUGAGAGUUAAGAGCACUUCCAUCUGAUUUACACUUCCUGUUACUAACCAUCAUGUCGUGGUCGGAGGGUGUGAACUCCACUCUGAACCCUGACCCCAACACCUCCUCCUCCCUGGUCUGCACCAACCUGUACGACCACCGCCCCGUCGCCCGCGUCCUCAUGUCUCUCCACUACAGCCUGGUCUUCACGCUCGGCCUCCUAGGUAACGCCCUGGCACUGCACGUCAUCAGACCCAACCUGGCCCAGAUCAACUCUACCACACUCUACUCUGCCAACCUGGCCGCCUCCGACGUCCUCUUCACUCUGGCCCUGCCGCUGAGGAUAGCCUACUACGCCCUAGGUUUCCACUGGCCCCUGGGGGAGACCCUGUGUCGGGUCACCGCCCUUCUGUUCUACGUCAACACCUACGCAGGGGUCAAUUUCAUGACCUGCCUGGCCGUAGACCGCUUCGUAGCCGUGGUUCUCCCUCUACGUUACACCAGGCUCUGCCGGGCCCGGACCAUCCGCUACGUCUGCGUAGGGGUGUGGGUUCUAGUCCUGGUCCAGACGUUACCCCUCCUCUCCGUGACCAUGACCCGGGCCGAGCCGGACGGGACCACCACCUGCAUGGAGUACCCCAACUUUGAGAACGGGGCCGUGGAGGGACUCCCCUACGUCCUCAUUGGAGCCGUCGUCAUGGGAUACGGCGUUCCCGUUGCAACCAUCCUGUGUUGCUACUUGGUGUUGCUUUGGAAGCUGCGGUUGGUGACGAGAAGUAGGGUCGGUGGGCGAGGUCACAGGUCAUUGAGGAGCCAGAAGGCGACGGGGGUGAUAGCAGGGGUAGUGUUGGUGUUUGUAGUGUGUUUCAGUCCCUAUCACAUCAACAUCCUGCAGUAUAUGAUCCGAAAGCUGAGAUACACACCAGACUGUACCGAGCUACAGGCCUUUCAGAUGUCUCUACACUUCACUGUGUGUCUCAUGAACUUCAACGCUUGCCUGGAUCCCUUUGUCUACUUCUUUGCCUGUAAGGGUUACAAGAGCAGGGUGAUGAAGAUGUUGAGGGUUCAGGUCAGCGCCUCUUUCUCCAGCGUGGUCCGAAUCCUGUUGCUUUAG